Messenger RNA from Cricetulus griseus (Chinese hamster), 2238 nucleotides. Lineage: Eukaryota; Metazoa; Chordata; Mammalia; Rodentia; Cricetidae. The record is from RefSeq and is a predicted model, not a curated record.
CGGGCCCUGAGCUAGCCCGUGAGUACCUGCAGCUGGCUGAUGAUGGCCUGGUGGCCCUGGACUGGGUCAUAGGACCUUGUCCUAGGGGCCGCCGGGUCACUAAUUCUGGAGGCCUCCCCCCGGUGCUGCUAGUAAUCCCCAAUGCGUGGGGACGGCUCACCCGCAAUGUGCUGGGGCUCUGCCUGCUGGCCCUGGAGCGCGGCUACUACCCUGUCAUCUUCCACCGCCGCGGGCACCACGGCUGCCCCCUGGUCAGCCCCCGACUACAGCCUUUCGGGGACCCGUCCGACCUCAAGGAGGCGGUAACUUACAUUCGCUUCCGACACCCGGCGGCCCCCCUGUUCGCGGUGAGCGAAGGCUCUGGGUCCGCGCUGCUGCUUUCCUACUUGGGGGAGUGCGGCUCCUCCAGCUAUGUGACCGGCGCGGCCUGCAUCUCGCCGGUGCUACGCUGUCGCGAGUGGUUCGAGGCUGGUUUGCCUUGGCUCUAUGAGCGUGGGUUCCUGCUGCACCAGAAAAUCACCCUCAGCAGGUAUGCCUCGGCCCUGGAGGACACAGUAGACACCAGCAGGCUCUUCAGGAGCUGCUCCCUUCGAGAGUUUGAGGAGACCCUAUUCUGCCACACCAAGAGUUUCCCCAUCAGCUGGGAUACCUACUGGGACCUGAAUGACCCACUUCGGGAUGUGGAUGAGGCUGCUGUACCUGUGCUGUGUAUCUGCAGUGCUGAUGACCCACUGUGUGGACCCCCAGACCACACUCUGCCCACGGAACUCUUCCAAAGCAACCCUUACUUCUUCCUGCUGCUCAGUAAGUGUGGAGGCCACUGUGGCUUCCUGCGCCCUGAGCCCAUGCCAGCGUGGAGCCACGAGGUCAUCUUGGAGUCCUUCAGGGCCCUGACUGAAUUCUUCCGAAUGGAAGAGCGGAUGAGAGGGCUGAGCAGGCGCAGGACUUCAUUUUUAGCAGGGCGUCGUCGCUGGGGAGGCCUGCAAAAGCGAGAGGUCUCACCCUCUUCCAAUCUGGAGGAGAUGUUCAACUGGAAGCGUUCUUACACCAGGUGAGGCUUGCCUGGCGAAGCCCCUUAGCCUUCGAGAAAGACCCCAACAGAUACCCCAGGGGCUGGAAAUCUGAGGACUAAGCAGGGGAGCUCUGCUCCCUUCUCUCUUAAAACUGGCUAUAGAGAACAUUCAGCCCAAGCACACUACCUUGAGAACUGCCCGGCUCUGGGAAACACAUUCCUGCUCACCCUGGUCACUGUCUUCUGUCAUCAAAGUCACAAGUCAAGUAAUAGCACAGGCUAAGUAGACUGGGGAAAAAAAAAAUGCUAGCUGUCCUUGCUGUGACUCCAGGGAAGAUGAGCUUAUGCAAGUCAAUGGGUGGUUGUGUCCCACAUAAAUAAUCAGCUUGGUGACUCUGAGUCUGAGCUGGAGCCACUCGGUACAGAAAGGACAGGAUGUUUGUGUCUCUGUCGCACUCCCUCAUGUGCUCUGCGGUUGUGGUUCGACUGUGAGUUCUGCAUCAGCAGCUGGGGAAGCAGGCGGUCAGAGUUGCCUGGCUCUCCCCAGUCUGAGAAGGCAGCAGAGGCAGGACAUGCUGGGCUGAGUGAGGCCAGCUUGCUAAGAGCUCACAAGGGUAGACUGUGAUUCUGUCCCUGCCUCUCAUGGUGGGAGCUCCAGGGCUGAGCUGGGGCUAGGCCACCCACUCCAGCAUGGGCUGAGCCAUCUCCCAGGGGUAUUUUCAGAAUAGGAAGUGCUAUUGCCCAGUGUCAAAGGGUUCUGUUAGACCAUGGUUGUGGUAGGCAGGUUAGGCCAGAAGUACACUCCAGUUCAGUUCUGAUUCAGGAGACUCCUCUAGAGAGCUGUAGCCAGGUGUAUUCCUCUUGAGAUGUGGGCUUUCUAGAAGACAAGAAUAACCCUCAUAACAGGAUUUCUGACCACUUUUCUUCUAGUACUAGCCAUUCCCUUUCCAAAGCCAGACAAGAGAUCUGUAGAGGAGAGAAAAAUCCCAAGAGCUUGAUGAACGCAAUCCAGCUAUUUAUGAGUGUCUCACAUUACCAGUUUUGUCUGCUCAAUUAUUCAAAAGGCAGGAAAGCUGAUUUCUGGACCCGACCACUCAGCCACUAAGUGGGUGUUCAGUUUUAUGGGGAAUAAUGCUGAAGAACAGAGGACAAGAAGGUAUACCACACAGAUUGACUUACAUAUCCUGGAUUGUAUUAAGCAUUUAAACAUUAUUUUGACAAUUGAA